CAUCACCCACUCAUCAAUCCUAUCUCCAACAUCCAACCCUCAGCCCACAAAAUGACCGACCCCUCCACCCCCCCAAACCAAACCACAAUCUCCACCCCAACCGCCCCCAGGGCCGUCUCGCCCUCGCCCUCGCCCCCGGGCCUGUACCUCCCCACCGACCGCCCGGGCAACGAAGGCUUCCACGACCGGCGUCGGCGUCUCGAGCGCCUCCAGGAAAGCAUCCACCUGGACGCGGGCCAGCUGCGCGACAUCCUCAAGCGCAUCUACCGGUACGACCACGCGGGCCGCGAGCUGAUCUGGAAAAAGAAAUGGCUGGACCAGUUCGUGCCGGAGACGUUUGAGGGGGCCGUCGUCACGGAGGAGGUGGCGGGGGAGGCGCUCGAGGAGGCCAUUGAUCGGUCGUUGGUGAGGCUUUGUCGGCCUUCGGCGUACGAUGUUUACCGGUAUGCGGUUCGAUUGAAUCGGAAUGAGCCCGGGAGUCGGAAGUAUCAUAUCUUCACGGUCAUUUGGGAUGGGUUCACGCCGGACGUUCCGGAGGAGUUGGAGGGGUUGCCUAAUUUGAAGUUCAACGAGGAGAGGAGGAAGGUGUUUUGGUAUCCUAGCAGGAAUUAAAUAGCGGGUUACCAGGGAGUGGAGUUUAGUGGUUGAAUGCUCGGUUCUCUUCAACAGAGGACUGAUUUAGCCGCCGGAUGGUAAUCAACUUACCUUUAGGGUAUGCUGGGUUGUUCUAGCUAUUAGGUGGUUUAAUGCUUCAGGC
Molecule: messenger RNA, 757 nt
Organism: Aspergillus steynii IBT 23096
Lineage: Eukaryota; Fungi; Ascomycota; Eurotiomycetes; Eurotiales; Aspergillaceae
Exons: 2
Coding region: 52-612 (186 amino acids)
Source: RefSeq, a predicted model, not a curated record